Messenger RNA from Aureobasidium uvarum, 1389 nucleotides. The record is from the annotation of a GenBank genome assembly. Lineage: Eukaryota; Fungi; Ascomycota; Dothideomycetes; Dothideales; Saccotheciaceae.
AAAUACACUGCUGACGAGCUCUCCCGUCUUUACCCAAAGGAGCUGGCGCUACAGCAGGUUCAAGUUCGAACAACUCGUGGGACGAGCUGGCUUAUAGGCGAAGACUCGAAACUUUCGAUGAAAAAGAUGACUCUGCUGUUCUGUCACAUGGUCCUGGACGCGAGACUGAUGGAAUCUGCNCUUCCCGGUGAACUCACUGAUCAAGGACGUGCUUCUACUCUGGCUUUGGGCCAGCGCCUACGUGGCUUGUACGUGGACCAGCUUGGUUUCAUGCCUGCCGUCCUGCAGGACGCGAACCACAUGUACCUGCGAGCCACUCCUAUCCCAAGAGCUCUUGAGUCUGUACAGCAGACCUUCUAUGGAUUGUAUCCUCCUUCGUCGAGAGCUGCUGACUUCGUUCCGCCGACCAUUGUUCAGCGUCAACCUAGUCAUGAGACGCUCUUCCCUAAUGAGGGUGCUUGUCGGCGUUUUGCCCAACUUAGUCAGGCCUUUGCUCAAAGAACUUCAGAUCGUUGGAAUGACUCGCCAGACAUGGCAUAUCUCAACAAGAUGAUCGGGAAAUGGAUGCCUGAAGAUACGCCUACCGUCAAGGUUGAUGGCCAUCCAAGACUGAGUGGUAUCAUGGACACUGUCAAUUCGACUCUUGCUCAUCCUCAAGAAACUCGCCUACCGAAGGAGUUCUACGACACCAAGGGCAGAGCGAUUAUCGACAAGAUCGGUGUAGAGGAAUGGUUUUCAGGCUACAUGGAGUCUAACGAAUAUCGCCAGCUUGGUAAGAGCAUAGCUACGGAAAAGACUGUGCUUGUUACUGACGACCGAUANGGUAUUGGUGGGUUGAUGGGCGAUGUUGUAAGUCGCAUGGUCGAAAAAACCAGAGCACCAACCACCAGCAACAGCGACAUCCAAAUGGCACUCUCUGGUUGCCACGACACAACUCUGGCUGCUGUGCUUAGCAGUAUGGGGGCCUUCCAGGGCGAAGCCUGGCCCCCUUACACCAGUCAUGUGGCUAUUGAGUUGUUCAAGGAUCGUACGGCCUCUACGGCUACCCAGCCUGCAAUCACCACGGGUAGUUGGUGGAGUUCGCUGUUCCCAGCCAAGAGUAUGUUGAGUCCGGACGCUUCUCCCCGCACACCUUUAUCAAAUGUUUCCGCGUCCGACAAGCAAAAACUGGAUGGCUAUUACGUUCGACUCCGCUACAAUGACCGCCCUAUGAAAGUUCCUGGAUGCAGACCAGCUGGAAAGCAUUAUGGCGAUGAUGAGAGCUUGUGUACCCUGGAAGCGUUCAAGGGCAUUGUGGACAAGUUCACUCCCAAAAACUGGAAGCAGGCUUGUGGUGCCCGCCUAGGAGAAAAUGCGUUCCCUGAGAAUGUCGAGCCUGCCGGUGUGUAA